CCUGAUCGUGUGCUUUAUUGCGCGCCUGUUUCCAAGCGAAACAGUUGUCAUUGUUACGGAUGCGCUGUUACGUGUAUAGGCUUCGGAAUAGAAGCCAGCAUACCUCGGCCUAAUUUUGCUGGGGAUAUCAAUUGCAGAAGGUCACUGCCGUAGUUAAAUUAUUCAGGAAAAAUACGGAACUCUUGGACAUGCGGAAAUAUUUCAUAAUCCUGGUAAGCGAUUUUGUCCCAGAGGAGAAUGAACUCAUUAUUUACUGUCAAGUUAGUAGUAAUUAGGUCGUUCCGACUAGCCUGCUGCAUUUCGACUUGGACGCAGAGCGUUAGCGAUGAGAAUCUUAGCGUAAAGCGCGAUCACACGCCUGAUAACUCAGCAGAAAUCAUAAUGAGAUUAAAUACGUUAUAAUAAGGUAAACAUUGAUCAAUAUACAGACUAUUUUAACACGCUAACCUGCACACAAUUGAAAGUUAAUUGUAAAAGGAACAGUUGUGUUUUGAACGAGCGUUGUUGGGACAAGCACGGAUUCUGAGCAUCUCACGAGUGUACGAAUAAUGCAACCAAUCAUUGUUUCUGCUCUCACAUAUUAUUAAAGAAUCGGUUUUGUUUCAAUAAACCACAUUUAUCAAUCAGUUUUGCAAAACUAAACGUUUAUUCAAUUUGAACCGCAUGUAACUCGAGGAUUAACCAUUGAUAUAUUAAUUCUUUCAGAAUAACAGGAAGACUUUUAUUUAAUGAUUUGGAAUACCUACGUAGUAUGUGAUUUGUUUAAAAACUGUUUCACCAUAGGAUAUAUCUAAAUUGUGUUGAGAAGGGCAAAUCGCCAUACUCAAAGACACUCAAAAUGACAACCAGUCCAAACGCUUCAAACAAGUUAGCGUCAUAUGUGUUUCCAGAAAACAUCAACGUGAACCGAUAUAUGGCUGUGCCGACUAUCGUGUUCAUCAUUCCGGCUGUGGUCCUGAAUCUUGUAGCCUUUGUACACAUUUACAACCUCAGCCCCAAAAAACACGAUAAUAUUCCGCAUCUUUUUAUGGGUAGUUUAGCGAUAGUGAGCCUAUUGAUGGUACUUCUUACCUACCCCAUCUCAUUUGCAGUUCAAGUCACCGGACGUUUCAUUGGUGGCGUUCCAGCCUGUUUUUUCACUGCUUUUAUAUUCCUUUGGGCUGGGAAUGUUAUAGUUCUUAUUACAGUAUUAAUGAGCAUAGAACGUUGUUUAGCAAUACGAUGGCCGUUUAAACAUACACUUAUUUUUAAUUUUAAUUUAGCAAUAAAACUUCUGGUUGGUAUUGUUUUCUACAGCUGUUGUCUUUCAUUCAUUCCACUAAUUCUUCGUGUUAUAGUUAUGGAUACUCAAGGUGUAUGCCUGUAUUCCCAGGACGAAAAGUCAAUACGCGGGAAAAUUGUAAUAUUUUUGUACGUUUCAAACUACAUAAUAAGUUGGAUUGUUAUGGCUGUUGCUAAUACAUUACUGUUAUUGACGAUGCGAGAUCUUCAGAAAAUUGCGAAGUCAGCAAGUGACGGAUAUGCAAGGCAUGAACGGAGAACCAGUUCCUCUUGGGAUAAACAGAAGAAGGAAACUUUGAAGUUUUCGCGUUUAAUAAUGGUCAUGUCUUUCUGUUACUCAUUAAGUUGGUUGCCGUUCACGGUAAAGGUUCUUUUAAAGUAUUACGGAAACUGGGAUAACCUACUAUUCAACAUGAUGACCGUGUCAUUAGCCGGUUGUGAUCCGUUCAUCAAUCCGCUUGUUUGUGUGGUAAUGAGUAAGUCUUUUAGAAGUGGUUACAGAAGGACUGUCGUUAAUGCAUUUAAAUGCGUAUGUAAGGAGAGAGGUGGGCGCAGAUGGUCUAUAGAAUUACCAGCUGAAGUCGCACAGUCAAGAUCGAGGCCGAGCGAUGGCGCUGUUUAUGAUGAAUGCCCAAAUGAGGAUUUUCAAGAAAUCUCUGACCAACUAUCCGUUUCUAAAAUUCGAGCUAAUUGUGUAAACUCGUUAAAGCAAGACGUAUGCAUAACGAGUGUAUAGCAAUAACAGUAAUCCGCGCAGAAACCUGUUCCGUGAAUCCUAUGUGUCGGUAUAUAACCUUUGAGAAAUUCAGUAUGCGAGUUUAUAAUUCCGUAUUUAAGUCUAUUACAUUCCCCAACGCAAGCAUUACCCUAUUCAACACAAAGUUGAGCAUAACAUAUACUUUUAAUAAAACUAUGCAGAAAUAUUUCUUUAACAAUUUUUCUUUUUCUCUAACUUGUAAGUAGAAAAAUACCUUUUGUAGUAGCUCAUAUAAAACUCAAGUCAUGUAAUUGUGAAACUGGAAAUCAUUUCCGAAACAUUUCUCUGGUUUGCAAAUAUGCUCAUUGUGUUAUGGUUUCAUGUUAGUAGGAAGCUUUCGAUCUGUGCGACGACGCGACUCAUGCGUGACCGUCCUACGUGGCAUCCUACGUUCUCUGCUUUUGGCCAAAUUGCGUUCCAGAAUCUACUCGACAAGGUGACCUCAACGUUCUCGCAUGCGCAGAUG
Messenger RNA from Anneissia japonica, 2504 nucleotides. RefSeq names its product galanin receptor type 2-like. The record is from RefSeq and is a predicted model, not a curated record. Gene Ontology annotation, biological process: G protein-coupled receptor signaling pathway. The transcript has 4 exons. Gene Ontology annotation, cellular component: plasma membrane. Lineage: Eukaryota; Metazoa; Echinodermata; Crinoidea; Comatulida; Comatulidae. Bases 839 to 2017 code for a protein of 392 amino acids. Gene Ontology annotation, molecular function: G protein-coupled receptor activity.